CACGUGGGCUCCGAGGCGACCCCGGGCGCCCUUGGAGGGCCUUGGCUGUGCGGGUCAUGGCCGGUCCCCUGCGGGCCGGUGGGGCAGGGGCUCUGGACCUGCUCCGGGCACUUCCACGUGUGAGCUUGGCAAACCUAAAGCCGACUCCAGGCUCCAGGAAAGCGGAAAGACGGCGAAGAGGUCAGAGAAGAGGUCGAAAAUGUGGCAGAGGCCAUAAGGGAGAGCGGCAGAGAGGAACCCGGCCCAGACUGGGUUUUGAGGGAGGCCAGACUCCAUUUUACAUUCGAAUCCCAAAAUAUGGGUUUAAUGAAGACAUUCUGUGCAAACCUGUUCCAUUCUUUCUGCGUGGACAACCCAUUCCCAAACGAAUGCUUCCGCCCGAAGCACUGGUACCGUAUUAUACAGAUGCAAAGAAUCGUGGUUACCUGGCGGAUCCUGCCAAAUUUCCUGAAGCAAGACUUGAACUUGCCAAGAAGUACGGCUAUAUUUUACCUGAUAUCACUAAAGAUGAACUCUUCAAAAUGCUUAGUACUCGAAAGGAUCCAAGGCAGAUUUUCUUUGGUCUUGCUCCUGGAUGGGUGGUGAAUAUGGCAGAUAAGAAAAUCCUAAAACCUACAGAUGAGAAUCUCCUCAAGUAUUACAGCUCAUGAAUUCCUUCCAAGAAAGCAGAGUUGUAAAAGAGUUCUGGAAGAAAAGAGACUGAAACAUGUAUAUUUCUC
Messenger RNA from Puma concolor (puma), 719 nucleotides. Lineage: Eukaryota; Metazoa; Chordata; Mammalia; Carnivora; Felidae. The record is from RefSeq and is a predicted model, not a curated record.